Molecule: messenger RNA, 2833 nt
Organism: Larimichthys crocea (large yellow croaker)
Lineage: Eukaryota; Metazoa; Chordata; Actinopteri; Sciaenidae
Gene: zrsr2
Product: zinc finger (CCCH type), RNA-binding motif and serine/arginine rich 2
Exons: 11
Coding region: 199-2004 (601 amino acids)
Biological process (GO): mRNA splicing, via spliceosome
Cellular component (GO): U2AF complex
Molecular function (GO): RNA binding; metal ion binding
Source: RefSeq, a predicted model, not a curated record
GCUGCUUCCUGUGUCACAGCAAAACAACAAUCACAUGAAGCGGCUCGCUGCUCUAAACAGAGAUAACUCUGUUACAGUGUUACAUCUCUCUCUCUGACCAACACAGUCUACUUCAGAAGACAGGAAGCAUUUGGUCUGAGUCGUUUAUUUUUAAACUAAACACGGACCAGAAGAGAUAAAUAGCUCCCGUUAGCUGUGAUGGCAACACCGACUCCGCAGAUCUCUGCUCCUGUGAUCAGUCAAAAGCAACGCAAGGCUGCUCUGAGGAAAGAGAGAAGAAAACGGAAACGCCAAGCUCUCGCCCAAGCCAGAGAGUGUGGGUUAAAAAGUGGAGCUAGCGGUACGCCUGAAGAAGAAGAAAUAAAUGAUGAUGAUGAUGAUGAUGAGGAUAAUGAUAUUGCUGAGGCAGAAAGACAGCGGCUACAUGAAGAGUGGCUGGAAAAAGAGAGGCUUGCCCAGGAGGAAUUCAGGCUGAGAUGUGAGCGGGAGGAAGCUGCGCGGAAAAGAAAAGAGGAGGACGAGCGGAUGAUAAAGGAGGAAUGGGAGGCCCAGCAGAAGAGAGAACAAGAAGAGAGAGAGCAGAAGCAGCAGGAGAAACGAGGCAGAGAGGAGGCCGUUCAGAAAAUGUUGGAUGAAGCUGAAAGCCAGCUAGAAAAUGGAGGACCUUGGAUGAAUCCUGAGGCUCCUGUGACAGAGAGCUCUGAGAACUUUGGGACAGAGCGCGACGUAGCCAAUUGUCCGUUCUUCCUUAAGACUGGAGCAUGUCGAUUUGGAGACAGAUGUUCUCGGAAGCACGUUUAUCCCACAGCCAGUCCGACUCUGAUGAUCCGCGGUAUGUUUGUAACGUUUGGCAUGGAGGAGUCGCGGCGUGAUGAUUACGACAUCGACGCUUGGUUGGAACACAGUGAGGAGGAGCUGCAAGAGUCUUUUCUCGACUUCUACCACGAUGUCCUGCCAGAGUUAAAGAGUGUCGGCAAGGUGUUGCAAUUCAAGGUCAGCUGCAAUUAUGAACCGCACCUGAGAGGAAAUGUUUACGUUCAGUUUGACACAGAGGAGCAGUGUAAGGAGGCCUUCAUCAAGUUCAAUGGGAGGUGGUAUGCAGGCCGGCAGCUUCAUUGUGAAUUGUGCCCUGUUACACGGUGGAAGAAUGCUAUAUGUGGAUUGUUUGACAGACAGAAAUGCCCCAAAGGGAAGCACUGUAACUUCCUGCAUGUAUUUAGAAACCCUGGCAAUGAAUUCUGGGAGGCCGACAGGGACCUGCACUUGUCACCAGACCGCACCGUCAGGGGGAGUCGCAGAGACGGAUGGCAUUCGGAGCGAUACGGUGACCGAUCGUGGAGGCAGCGUCGCUCCAGCAGAAGCCCGCCAAGAUCAGAGAGAUCCCACAGCAGACGAGAGAGCGACAGGCAGAGGAGCAGAAGCAGGAGUAGGAGCAGAGAGAGGAGGGCUUCCUACCAGCACAGAGAGGACAAAUGGUCAUCCAGGUCAAGACACAGUGAUAGGAGGAACGAUUGGUAUCUGAACAGAAGCAGAGACAGGUCGAGGAGCAGAAGUAGAGACAGAGAGCCAGACAGGCUGAGAAACAGGAGUAGAGAAAAAGACAAGGAGCACAAGUAUAGGAGUAGAAGUGAAGAGAGAGACAGUAGAGACAAAGAUACAGACAAUCAUGGGAAGGCAAGAGACAGGUCAAGAAGCUCAAGCAGAGAGGGGGAAAGAACAAAACACAGCAGAGAAAGGAGCCCCAAGAAACAGGAUAAAAAUGGCGAUACCAGCACACGCCGCCACCGCCACAAACAGUCCAAAAAGAGCAAGAAAAAGAGCAAGAAGAAGCAUAAGAAGAAGAGAGAUUUACCUGAAGGAACGACCUCAUCUGGAGAGUCAGACAAGGAGAAAGAGUCAAAGGAAGAGACGGUGGAGGAUCUCACUGAAACGAGCCCCGGUCAGGAGAUAAACAAAACCGAGCAGAUGGAGAAAAACAAUGACUCUGAUGAGAGUCAGUGUUGAAAGUGAGAAAUUUAAUCUUGCAGGGGGAAGUGAACAAUCUAACACAGAAAUAGGAAAUGAAAAGUGAGCCCUGUGGGUCCAACAUUUGUUUUGCGCUUUCUUUUUUUAACUAUGUGGAUGUAUGUACAGCAGUGAUACUUUAAGUUAGCGCCCAUCACCAGGAUGUAUACAUCAGGAUGUGACUAUUUUGCUUUUGGAAAAUGAAAACGUUCUUUUAAUUACUGAACACUUGAUCAACUGGAGCUGUGGCACUAAAUGAUGAUUGUUGCAGAGUAAAAACAACAUAAAACAAGCGAUAAACAAAUGAGUUUUCUUUUUUUUUUAAUACAUUUAUUGUUAAUAACUUUCAAAUAUAAGAAAAGCAUGUUGGCAAAUGUGUUGGCAGUGUUUAAUACAAAAAGUGAUUUUUAUUUUAGCUUUGCACAAAUCAAAGAUGAACCUGUUUAAUACCUACUUCUGAAUGCUCAACAAAAACACUUUGUGGUUUUAAGAAUGCACUUUUAAAAAAAUGUGGGAUGAGUAUCUAUUCAUUACUUGUUGGCUUGUUUUCCUGCAUCCUUCUGACAAGAUAACAAGCUGCCAGUAAUGAAUAUUAAUGAUGUACCCUGAUAUGUGCAGUUCAUCAUCUUCUGUUCCUACUCCAUAAAGAAACUCAGGAUAGACCUGUCUUUAAAUGGAUUGGAAAAAUGACAUAAUACUGGUAUAUUGAGGCCAAAUAAUCGUUUUCAAACAUCUCUUUUAUAUGCCAUGUAAUCCUUUCAUAGACACCAUUGAGAAGGUAUAACACAGUGUUCUUUGGUCAUAUGUUAGUCUUUAAGAGUAAGCCAAA